Messenger RNA from Striga asiatica, 1605 nucleotides. Lineage: Eukaryota; Viridiplantae; Streptophyta; Magnoliopsida; Lamiales; Orobanchaceae. The record is from the annotation of a GenBank genome assembly.
UUACUGUCAGAUAGAAACAUCAGGCGAGCAUCCGAAUCUUUGUGGACAAAACGGCUUAGCAUCUCUUCACAGGGUUCGAAAUAUGGACACACUGUUGAAACUGGCUUGUUUUCGCCCCAAUACAGAUCACUCACACAUUCCCUUCUUCGCACCAAGAGAAAUUCUUUUAAUGCAGUGUCUGAAAAGGGGAAAAGAGGGUUUUGCCUUAGUUUUAUCAGGUGUUAUUCAGCCUUUCCCACCAGUUAUACCAUAGCUCACCACAUCCGAGUUGCUUUGAAUCGGCUGGCUCAAAUGACUACACACAGCGAGUGGGCUCGAUUGCCGAUAAACCGGAUAGCCCAGGCAGUCAGCUUGGGCCUGGCCCGUUCUUACAUAGUUGUGCCCGGAAUAUUCUCCCUCAUGUGUGGGACCCACUUAGCAUGCGCUCACUCAUCCCCUCUCGAAACUGACAUCUCUCAUCCGAGGAGUAAUUUCUACACUCACGCUGAGGAAAGCCAUCUCUCUCUAACCAGAUUUGUACGCGCCACGUUCGAAAGCAUUUUCUUGCUUCUCAGAGCUCUUUAUCUGGCAGUCCUGUUCACUCCUUGCAUGAAAAUUAUGGCUCCAGCUCGUGCAUCGGACCCUGGAGAGAGCAGGCCCAGCGUUCAUAAAGUGGGGCCGGAGGCUGCACAUCUGAGCCGGUUUAUAUACAACUUUAGGAGGUGGAGGGAUGUGUCUUUCCCUAAGCCCGUUUACCCGCUUGUUCAUCCGGCUGUCUUGGUGGAGACUUUCGAGCAUGGAGAGAGUGUCUCUAACUAUGUGGAUGAGAUUAGGGGAAAUGAUCGUGUUAAUAGUGCCUUGGCCCACAUUGGAACCCAUGCACUGCUAAAGAUGCUUCUGGUGGACAAUUUUGUCCAUGCUGACAUGCAUCCAGGUAACAUUCUUGUCCGUGUGGCUCAGACAAAGCCGAGUCGCAAAAAGCUCUUUAAAACCAAACCCCACCUUAUUUUCCUUGACGUGGGCAUGACUGCCGAGCUCUCAAAGAAUGAUCGUGUGAAUUUACUCGAGUUUUUCAAGGCUGCUGCCCGUCGAGAUGGCCAAACUGCAGCCGAGUGCACGCUCAGAUUAUCAAAACGGCAAAAAUGCCCAGAGCCAAAGGCUUUCAUUCAGGAAGUGAAAAAAUCUUUCGAUUUUUGGAGUACGCCGAAAGGUGAUUUGGUGCAUCCUGCGGAGUGCAUAGAGCAAUUACUGGAGCAAGGCUGGCAACGGAAGCUCGACCCAGAUUAUGAUGUCAUGCAUACAUUGCAAACACUUCUCCUGAAAGCCGAUUGGGCUGAGUUGCUUUCCUAUACGAUUGAAGGGCUGAUGGCGCCAAUGAGUUUUUUUGACAAUGUAGAAACAUUGGAAGCUGUGUAUUGAAUAUUCGCACCAUUGUAUUUUGCUUUGCGUAUAUAAUAUAAAUUCAUUUUGACAUGUGCAGCCGGCUCUUGCACGAGCCAUAUGUGCUGCUCAAUCACAAUUUUUGUAAGGAUGUGUAAUACACAGAUUUCUUUUAUUAAUUCAUUACAUUGCUCGGCAAAAACACGUAGAGAGAAAAUGAGGAGCCUGCAGUUUUUUUUUUUUUUU